Messenger RNA from Blastomyces dermatitidis ER-3, 2532 nucleotides. RefSeq names its product histone deacetylase 6/10. Gene Ontology annotation, molecular function: histone deacetylase activity. Gene Ontology annotation, biological process: chromatin organization. The record is from RefSeq and is a predicted model, not a curated record. The coding region runs from base 1 to 2532 and encodes 843 amino acids. Gene Ontology annotation, cellular component: histone deacetylase complex. NCBI's taxonomy places the organism in Eukaryota, Fungi, Ascomycota, Eurotiomycetes, Onygenales, Ajellomycetaceae. The transcript has 16 exons.
AUGUCAAAAAUUGAAGACGACGAGGAUGUCGUCAUGUCCGACAUGGCCCCUCCAACCGUUAUCCCCAUUGGACCUGGCCGUCCUUUGAGCGCUAGUCCAGAGAAGCUCCCCAGCCCGCUGGAAUUGAACGGCACAUCAGCCCCAGUGCCAGAAUCAGCACCAGCACACUCGGGGCAAUCGGCAUCGAUUACAGCUCCCCGGCCCGCUCCGUCUCAAAGCCACGCCCCGUCAUUAAUGCAGUCCUUCCGAGAGAGAUUCGCUGCGCCACCGGACCACGCCACGGCCGCGACCCCGCCAACCAAGUCGUCGCCGCCGCACACUCUCAAGUACGGUUCCGACGCAGACAGCCUUGUCGAGGAGGACUCGGACUGGCCCAACGACAACGCCGAGGACACGAGGGGCUUACCCCUGGCGUCGCUGGCGACCGGCUUAUGCUAUGACAUCCGCAUGCGGUAUCACUGUGAAGUCAAGCCGACCCUGGAUGUCCACCCCGAAGACCCUAGGCGCAUUUAUUAUAUCUACAAGGAGCUUUGUAAAGCCGGGCUUGUGGAUGAUCCAGAGUCAUCGAGACCGCUGGUCUCGCUGCCGCUGCAGCGCAUUGGGGCGAGAGAAGCGACUGAGGAGGAGAUCUCCCUCGUGCAUGAUACGGAGCAUUAUGAUUUUGUGAAGAGUACAAAGUACAUGUCGGAGGAGGAGUUAAUUGCCCUCGAGCACACGCGGGAUUCCAUCUAUUUCAAUUCUCUCACGUUUACAUCUUCCAUCCUGUCAUGCGGUGGCGCCAUCGAAACCUGCAAGGCUGUCGUGAGUGGGCAGGUGAAGAAUGCUAUUGCAGUCAUCCGGCCCCCGGGCCACCAUGCGGAACAGAACAAGACGAUGGGGUUCUGUUUGUUUAAUAAUGUUUGUGUUGCGGCGAGGGUGUGUCAGAGGGAGUUUGGGGAGAAGUGUCGGAAGAUUUUAAUUUUGGACUGGUAUGUCGUUGUUUCUUACUCAGGAAACGGCGUUCAAAAGGCCUUCUAUGAUGAUCCAAACAUCCUUUAUAUCUCCCUCCACGUGUACAGAGACGGUUCUUUCUAUCCCGGUGGCGAAGAGGGUAAUUGGGACCACUGCGGAGAGGGAAAUGGACUGGGAAAAAAUAUCAACAUCCCCUGGCCAACGCAGGGUAUGGGCGAUGGCGACUACAUGUAUGCCUUCCAGGAAGUUGUGAUGCCCAUCGCGUAUGAAUUUGAUCCGGAUUUGGUUAUCAUAUCUGCUGGUUUCGAUGCGGCCGCCGGUGACGAGCUGGGCGGAUGCUUCGUGACUCCUCCCUGCUACGCCCAUAUGACCCGCAUGCUUAUGAAUGUGGCAGGGGGUAAGGUCGCUGUUUGUCUGGAGGGAGGAUAUAAUUUCCGAUCAAUAUCCAAGUCCGCCCUUGCUGUGACGAGGACGCUGAUGGGUGAACCGCCCGACCGCCUCCAUGCGCCAUCAGCUUCGCGGGCGGCAGUACACACCGUUAAACGGGUCGCGAUGAUCCAGUCUGCAUACUGGAAGUGCAUGUAUCCGAAAGGUCCGCCAGAAUCUUUCCAGGGUAAUAGGGUUCAUGAUAUUAUACGACAAUACCAAGCAAAGCAACUAUACGACAACUGCAAACUCACAAGCCUCUACAUAUACAGAGACACAAUCUCCAAAUCAUUUGAGAAUCAAGUACUCGCAAGUCCAAAUUACGACGCGGAAAACCCGCUCCUUGUCAUCUUCCACGAUCCACCCGAACUCAUGGGCAUCCCACACCCGGUCACCAAUACACUAGAACCGCACAACUGCUGGCUUGCUGAUAGCGUCAAGGACUACGUCGAAUGGGCCAUGCAGAACAAUUUUGGCGUCAUCGACGUUAAUAUUCCUAAACAUAUUACUUUGUCUGCGAAAUCAGCGGACUAUCAGGAUGACCACCGCGCACGUAUGCAGAUGGGCGAUCAGCUAGCUACGUACCUCUGGGAGAAUUAUAUUGAACCCAACGACGCCACAAGCAUCUUCUUCCUUGGAGUCGGGAACGCAUAUUUCGGCCUGGCUAAUCUCCUUGUGAACACCGCAGAACGUGUCCACGAACGCGUAAGUGGCGUCAUCUCCUUCGUGGCCGAGAGCCCCGUCCGCGCUGUCUCGAGCAAUACCACAACUUGGCUAUCGAAAUGGUAUAAAGAGAACUCCCUCGUCUUCGUCUCGCACCUGCACGGCGUCUGGGCCGGGCCGGAGAACAGCCGGAAGCUCUCGAAGCGGUAUGGCCGGCUGAUACGAUCGCCGAAUCGGGGCCUCAAUGAGAUGCUUAAUGCACACAAGGAGGAUGUGUUUAAGUUUAUGGAGGAGAGGGUGGAAGAGGAGGCGGAGGAGGGGGGGGAGGGGGUGAAGGAGCAAGGGGAAGGAUUAGGGGAAGGAUUAGGGGAAGGGGGUAAAGGAGCUUCAGAUUUAUGCGGUUAUGUCUUCGCUCUCUUAACAAUGUAUGAUAUGGCGGAUGGCGGAACUACACCAACUAACCACGACACGGCUCACAGCGUGAGGCCUUAG